GGAGGGAAAGAAGCGAAACCACCAGUGAAGAAUGGUCUCAGCCCGCGGACGCCGCCACCGCCACCACCGCCGCCACCACCACCGCCGCUGCUGCUGAGGAGACUCCGGGCUUGAGGACGUCGCUGGAGCCGCUGCCGAGCCGGGGCCGGGGCUGGAGCCGCGUCCGCUUGCCCUGCCUACCCUGCCCCUUGCCUGCCUCCCCGCCCGCCCUUCCCUGCGCCCGAGUCUGGGUCCGGGUGCUGCGGCCUCUGUUUAGAUUUUUAAUUAUUUAUUUUGUAAUUUAUUAUUAAUUAUUCAUCUCUCCUCUCGUGCCGCGGGGGGCUACGUGUGCGUGCCAGUGCGUGUGUGAGUGAGUGUGAGAAAGAGCGAGCCCCCGUCGGCCUCGGCUGUGCCGGGGGGCGGCGGGUCCCCGGGGCCCGGCAGAGGAGGCAGCGGCGGCGGCAGGUCCCGUCCCCCUCGUUCCCGGGCGGGGCUCCUCUCAAGGCUCGGCCCGGCCUGACCCUCCGCCCCGGGGCCGCGGCCGGGGCAGCCGCCGGGAGUGGGUGGAGAGGGCGGGCGGCUGGCCGGCCCCGCGGCGGCCUCGUCUUCCACCCCCCUUCCCAGCUCCCUCGCCCGCCCGCCCGCCUCCCUCCCCGGCGUCUGUGUUUCUCUCUCUGGUCGGAGGCGGCGGUAAUGGCGGAUGGUGGGUUGUGGCGCCGGCGGCGGCUGUGAGGGACGAUGAGUUCCUGCUUCGUGCCGAACGGGGCCAGCCUAGAGGAUUGUCACUGUAACCUCUUCUGCCUGGCUGAUUUGACAGGAAUUAAAUGGAAACGCUAUGUAUGGCAAGGCCCAACUUCUGCCCCAAUUCUGUUUCCGGUGACUGAAGAAGACCCCAUUUUGAGCAGCUUUAGUCGCUGUCUUAAGGCAGAUAUACUUGGUGUUUGGCGGAGAGAUCAGAGACCUGGAAGAAGAGAAUUGUGGAUAUUUUGGUGGGGUGAGGACCCCAACUUUGCUGACCUUAUUCAUCAUGACUUAGCAGAAGAAGAAGAUGGAGUGUGGGAGAAUGGACUUUCCUAUGAAUGCCGCACUCUGCUUUUCAAAGCAGUCCACAAUCUGUUGGAGAGGUGUUUAAUGAACCGUAACUUUGUACGAAUUGGCAAGUGGUUUGUGAAACCUUAUGAAAAAGAUGAAAAACCUAUAAAUAAAAGCGAACACUUGUCCUGCUCUUUCACUUUUUUCUUGCACGGGGACAGCAAUGUUUGUACCAGCGUGGACAUUAACCAGCACCAGCCUGUAUAUCUUCUUAGUGAAGAGCACAUCACCCUUGCUCAACAAUCUAAUAACCCUUUUCAAGUUAUCUUAAGUCCAUUUGGAUUAAAUGGCACUCUAACAGGACAAGCAUUCAAGAUGUCUGAUUCAUCCACCAAGAAAUUGAUUGGUGAAUGGAAACAAUUUUAUCCUAUUUCAUCAUGCUUAAAGGAGAUAUCAGAAGAGAAGCAGGAAGAUAUGGAUUGGGAAGAUGACUCUCUAGCUGCUGUGGAAGUUCUUGUUGCUGGUGUGCGAAUGAUCUAUCCAGCAUGCUUUGUGUUAGUCCCUCAGUCAGACAUUCCUACUCCUAGCACCGUGGGAUCUUCUCAUUGUUCAAAUACUUGCUUGGGUGUCCACCAAGUGCCUGCCUCUACAAGAGAUCCUGCCAUGUCUUCAGUAACUCUAACUCCACCUACAUCUCCUGAGGAAGUCCAGACAGUUGAUGCCCAGUCCGCUCAAAAAUGGGUCAAAUUUCCUUCAGUUUCUGAUGGAUUCAGCUCAGAUAGUACUAGCCAUCAUGGUGGCAAAAUACCCAGAAAACUAGCCAAUCAGGUGGUGGAUAGAGUUUGGCAAGAAUGCAAUAUGAACAGAGCACAGAAAAAGAGGAAGUAUUCUGCUUCAUCAAGUGGUAUGUGUGAAGAAGAAACUGCAGACAAAGUUGCAUCGUGGGAUUUUGUUGAGGCCACACAGAGGACAAGUUGCAGCUGUUCAAGGCACAAAAAUUUCAAACCAAGAAAUUCUGGACAACAGGGGCAGGCACCACCUGUAGGCCAGCAACAACAAGCAGCUCCCAAGCACAAAGCUAAUGAAAAGCAAGAAAAAAGUGAAAAGCCACAGAAACGUCCCUUGACUCCUUUUCACCAUCGUGCAUCUAUUAGUGAUGAUACUAUGGAAACAGAUACUUCUAGUCAGAGGCUGGUGAUCUCUGCUCCAGACAGCCAAGUGAGAUUUUCAAACAUCCGAGCUAAUGAUGUGGCAAAGACUCCUCAGAUGCAUAGCACUGAAAUUGCAAACUCCCCUCAGCCACCACCUCUUAGUCCUCAUCCAUGUGAUGUGGUUGAUGAAGCAGUAACUAAAACCCCUUCAACUCCUCAGAGUCAACAUUUCUAUCAAAUGCCAACACCUGAUCCCUUGGUACCUACUAAACCAUUGGAAGAUAGGAUAGAUGGUUUGUCUCAUUCUUUCCCAGCACAGUUUCCAGAAGUUUUGGAGCCUACAGUAUAUGUUGGUACAGCUGUAAAUUUAGAAGAUGAUGAAGAUCAUAGAACCUGGAAGUAUUUCAAGGUCCCAAAGAAAAAAGAUGUGGAGUUUUUACCACCACAGCUUCCAAGUGAUAAAUUCAAAGAUGAUCCAGUUGGACCUGCUGGACAGGAAAGUGUAACAUCAGUUACAGAGUUAAUGGUGCAAUGUAAAAAACCUUUAAAGGUUUCUGAUGAACUGGUACAACAGUAUCAGAGUAAAAAUCAGUAUCUUUCAGCAGUAGUAUCUGAUAUGGAACAAGAGCCUGAAAUUGAUCCAUAUGCAUUUGUUGAUGGAGAUGUGGAAUUUCUUUUUCCUGAUAAUAAAAAAGAUAGGCAGAACAGUGAUAGAGAACCUGGGAAAAAACAUAAGGCAGAAGAUGGGACUUCUAAUGUAACAGUGUUAUCACAUGAAGAAGAUGCUAUGUCGUUAUUUAGUCCCUCUGUCAAGCAAGAUGCACAGCGUCCUGGUGGUCAUGCCCGUCCUCCAUCAACCAGCCUCAUUUACGAUUCUGACCUGGCUGUCUCUUAUACUGACCUUGACAAUCUCUUCAAUUCUGAUGAAGAUGAAUUAACACCUGGCUCUAAAAAAACAUUGAAUGGCUCAGAUGAAAAAUCUAAUUGCAAGGAGUCAAAGGCAGGAAAUUUGGAUCCACUGUCAUGCAUAAGCACUGCAGAUCUUCAUAAGAUGUAUCCAACACCACCGUCAUUGGAACAACAUAUUAUGGGAUUUUCCCCAAUGAAUAUGAACAACAAGGAAUAUGGUAGUAUGGAUACUACACCUGGAGGAACUAUUCUAGAUGGGAAUAGUUCCAGUAUAGGAGCCCAAUUCAAAAUUGAGGUUGAUGAGGGAUUCUGUAGUCCCAAACCUUCUGAAAUUAAGGAUUUUUCAUAUGUCUAUAAACUGGAAAAUUGUCAAGCUCUGGUGGGAUGUUCCAUGUUUGCUCCUCUAAAGACACUCCCCAGCCAGUGUUUGCCUCCUAUCAAGCUUCCAGAAGAGUGCAUUUAUCGGCAAAGUUGGAGUGUUGGAAAAUUAGAGUUGCUUCCUCCAGGGCCUGCCAUGCCUUUCAUCAAAGAGGGUGAUGGAAGUGCUUUGGAUCAAGAAUAUGGCCCUGCUUAUACUCCUCAAACUCAUACUCCUUUUGGGAUGCCCCCAAGCAGUGCACCUCCUAGUAAUAGUGGAGCAGGAAUUCUUCCUUCUCCCUCUACCCCUAGAUUUCCAACUCCACGAACACCAAGGACACCUCGUACACCUCGUGGAGCUGGUGGACCUGCCAGUGCACAAGGCUCAGUCAAAUAUGAAAAUUCAGACUUGUAUUCACCAGCUUCCACCCCAUCAACAUGUAGACCCCUAAAUUCUGUUGAGCCUGCAACUGUUCCUUCCAUCCCUGAAGCACAUAGUCUUUAUGUAAACCUCAUUCUUUCAGAGUCAGUAAUGAAUUUAUUCAAAGACUGUAAUUUUGACAGUUGUUGUAUCUGUGUCUGCAACAUGAACAUCAAAGGUGCUGAUGUUGGAGUUUACAUUCCAGAUCCAACACAGGAAGCACAGUAUAGAUGUACCUGUGGCUUCAGUGCUGUCAUGAACAGAAAAUUUGGAAACAACUCUGGAUUGUUUCUUGAAGAUGAACUAGAUAUCAUAGGACGUAACACUGAAUGUGGUAAAGAAGCAGAGAAACGUUUUGAUGCUCUCAGGACUACAUCUGUUGAACAUGUCAAUGGAGGACUAAAAGAAGCUGAAAAAUUGCCUGAUGAGUUAAUAUUAUUGCUACAAGAUCAGUGCACUAAUUUAUUUUCACCAUUUGGAGCAGCAGACCAAGAUCCUAUUCCAAAAAUUGGUGUAACUAGCAGUUCGGUACGUGUUGAAGAACGGGAUUGUUGCAAUGACUGCUACCUUGCAUUAGAACAUGGACGUCAGUUCAUGGAUAAUAUGUCAGGAGGAAAAGUUGAUGAAACCCUUGUGAAAACUACAUGUUUACAUCCCUGGGCCAAAAGAAAUGCUAUGGAUACAAGCAUGCAGUGUUCACAGGACAUCCUUCAAAUGCUCUUGUCCCUUCAGCCAAUACUUCAAGAUGCCAUUCAGAAAAAACGAACAGUGAGAUCUUGGGGAGUACAAGGUCCUCUUACUUGGCAACAGUUUCAUAAAAUGGCUGGCCGAGGCUCAUAUGGAACUGAUGAGUCCCCAGAACCACUGCCAAUUCCCACAUUUUUGUUGGGAUAUGAUUAUGAUUUUCUGGUGCUCUCUCCAUUUGCCUUGCCUUAUUGGGAGAGGCUGAUGCUAGAACCCUAUGGAUCUCAAAGAGAUAUAGCAUAUGUUGUACUAUGUCCAGAGAAUGAAGCCCUUCUGAAUGGAGCAAAAACCUUUUUUAGAGAUCUUACUGCAAUAUAUGAGUCCUGUCGAUUAGGACAACAUAGACCCAUUUCACGAUCAUUGCCUGAUGGGAUCAUGAAAGUUGGAUCUACUGCUUCAAAGAAACAUUCAGAAAAGUUGGUAACUGAAUGGUUUUCUCAGGCAGCUGAUGGCAACAAUGAAGCAUUUUCUAAACUCAAGCUGUAUGCACAAGUCUGCAAAUACGACCUGGGUCCUUACCUUGCUUCCCAGCCAUUGGAUAGCUCUUUACUUUCCCAGCCAAAUUUGGUUGUCCCCACAAAUCAGUCUCUCACUACUCCACCUCAGGGGACAAAUACUGGGAAUUCAAACACUCCCUCUGGCACCCCAGCAACAACAACUAGCAGCACUAUGACCAUGACUUCAGGUAGCUCUGUGUCUUCUGCUGUCUCCACAACUAAUUCUACGUUGACUACAACUUCAUCCUCCACCACCACCACCACCACCUCCUCCACCACCACCACCACCACCACCAACAUAAGCAGUGGAAUGGCAACCAAUAAACAAGCUUCCUUUCCACCAUUUGGAAGUAUGAACAAUGCUUCUGCUGGAUCUAUGUCUACACAAGCAGCCACUGUUCAGAAUGCCCAGUUAUCAGGGCAACAGCCCCCAACUCUACCGACUGCUGGGGUUUCUGCAGAGGCAUCCUCUGGUCCAACUCAGCCACAUCCAGAAGUGUCUGAAAGCACUAUGGAUCGGGAUAAAGUAGGAAUCCCAACAGAUGGUGAUUCACAUGCAAUCACUUAUCCACCUGCAAUUGUUGUUUACAUAGUUGAUCCUUUUACAUAUGAAAAUAAAGAUGAGAGCUCUAAUCCUAACAUAUGGACCUUGGGUCUACUUAGAUGUUUCUUGGAAAUGGUCCAAACGCUUCCACCUCACCUCAAGAGUACUGUUUCUGUACAGAUUGUCCCAUGUCAAUACCUGCUACAACCUGUGAAACAUGAAGAUAGACAGAUCUAUACCCAGCAUUUAAAAUCUUUGGCUUUUUCGGUCUUUACCCAGUGUCGGAGACCACUUCCAACAUCAACCAAUGUAAAAACGUUAACUGGCUUUGGGCCAGGUUUAGCGAUGGAAACUGCCCUUAAAAGUCCUGAUAGACCAGAGUGUAUUCGGCUUUAUACUCCUCCUUUUAUUCUGGCCCCUGUGAAGGACAAACAGACAGAACUAGGAGAAACAUUUGGAGAAGCUGGACAGAAAUACAAUGUACUUUUUGUGGGCUACUGUUUAUCUCAUGAUCAAAGGUGGCUUCUUGCAUCAUCCACAGAUCUAUAUGGAGAAUUAUUAGAAACUUGCAUCAUUAAUAUUAAUGUUCCAAACAGUCCCAAAGAUAAUACGGUUCAAAGAACUCGUAGGAAAAAAUGUUCUGCUCGAAGACUUGGUCUCCAGAAACUGUGGGAAUGGUGUUUAGGGCUUAUACAGAUGAGUUCUUUACCAUGGAGAGUUGUAAUUGGUCGCUUAGGAAGAAUAGGGCAUGGAGAAUUAAAAGAUUGGAGUUGUUUGCUGAGUCGCCGCAAUCUGCAGUCUCUUAGUAAAAGACUAAAAGAUAUGUGUAGGAUGUGUGGUAUAUCUGCUGCUGACUCUCCAAGCAUUCUUAGUGCUUGCCUGGUAGCAAUGGAGCCUCAAGGAUCUUUUGUUAUUAUGCCAGAUUCUGUGUCAACAGGAUCUGUAUUUGGACGAAGUACCACUCUAAACAUGCAGACAUCUCAGCUCAAUACCCCACAGGAUACAUCGUGCACUCAUAUACUUGUAUUCCCUACUUCUGCUUCUGUGCAAGUAGCUUCAGCCACUUACACCACUGAGAAUUUGGACUUGGCUUUCAAUACAAACAACGAUGGAGCUGAUGGAAUAGGUAUUUUUGAUCUAUUAGACACAGGAGAUGAUCUUGACCCUGACAUCAUCAAUAUCCUUCCUGCAUCCCCAACUGGGUCCCCUGUCCAUUCUCCAGGAUCUCAUUAUCCUCAUGGAGGUGAUGCUGGCAAGGGUCAAGGUACAGAUCGGCUGCUUUCAACAGAAUCUCAUGAUGAAGUAACAAAUAUUCUUCAGCAACCGUUGGCUCUUGGUUACUUUGUAUCAACUGCCAAAGCGGGUCCAUUACCUGACUGGUUUUGGUCAGCAUGUCCUCAAGCACAACAUCAGUGUCCCCUCUUUCUUAAGGCCUCUUUGCACCUCCAUGUGCCUUCAGUGCAAUCAGAUGAGCUGCUUCACAGUAAACACUCCCACCCACUUGACUCAAAUCAGACUUCAGAUGUCCUCAGGUUUGUUUUGGAACAGUAUAAUGCACUCUCCUGGCUUACCUGUGACCCUGCAACCCAGGACAGACGGUCAUGUCUCCCAAUUCAUUUUGUGGUGCUGAAUCAGUUAUAUAACUUUAUCAUGAAUAUGCUGUGAUCUUCUGGACUGUGCAAGAAAAGAACAAGGAAAAGGGAUUUUAUUUCAUUGCAGGACUAAGUUAUAAUCUUCUCAGUGCAAGUCAUUUGUGAUGGGGUAUCAUUCUUCUUACUUCAACAAAUAUUGUUUUGACCUGGGGGGAGGGGGCUGUAACCCUACUGUUUUUCACUGAUUAUAUACCGAACUCUUUAGGAUUAUGAUGAUUGAUCAUACAAAAUGUAUUAUAACAUUUUAGUAGCAAAAAUUAACCUUUUUUUUUCCAGUCACAGUAUUUGUGAAAGUAAUGAGCCAUAGUGCCCAGUCAUGUUAAAUGAAUAUUAAAAGCAUGGAGAAGAGACACAAGGAACAAUGAGUUCAGCAUAUGGCUUCAGAACAUCAAGAUGUUCUUGUAUUGGAUUAUAGUACCUAGUAUUCAAAAAUGCCUGCAUCUUAUUUAUUGUAAGUUUUUAAAUGUAUAAAUUGUCUUAUAUUUCUUAACCUCUUUUAUAAAAAUUUUCCUAGAAGGUUUAUACUGCCUUCUUGCUUUAAAGCAAUUGGUCUAAAAUAUAUGUAAUCGUCUUAAUUAAAAGUUGCAGUAGGGUUGCUUUUAGAGUAUUAUUUUUUUGUAAGGGGGUGGGUGGGACAGUAAAUUUGUAUUGUCUUGAUGUACAGUUUAAUGGGGAUAGAGGGGGGUUAAUGUCCAUGCCAUUGUGUGUGGAGGAUUUACAGCUAAGCUGUAGUUGCAGAGUACAUGUACAGUAAUGAAGUUCACUGUGUUUAUAAAUUGAAAAGGUACCGGGUCUUACAGCAUUUUAUAUAUCACACCUUUACCAGAGUAACAUGAUGGCAAUAUACAAGUGAUAUUGUUAGGUGGUUUAACUUGUAGUGAGAAUAAAUUUAAUUCUUCAGUUAUAUUUUGUACUAUGGUUCAGGGCUAUGACUAAUAUUUCAGGCCUUUUCCAGUAAUAGAAAUUUAGUGUUUAUGAAAUAUUUGCUACCUGAUACUGAUAUCCUGAUGUUUAAUUAGUAAUUUUUAACAUCAUGUGAGUCACAGUUUCAAUGCCAAGAUCUAGGCAUGCUGAUGUUCUGUUGACAUUAUCUCCAGGGUUUUUACUAUAAGGUUGAAAUUUAGCCCAGCUCUAGCCAUUUUACAAAUAUUUUUAAAAGCAGUCACUCUUGUUUGUUUUUUUUUUGUUCUUGUUGUUGUUGUUUUUUUUGUUAAGAUCAGGUAUGCGUGGGUGUGUGGGUGUGUGAAUGGGGGUGGGGGGGUGCGUGUAAGCAAACUGUGGUGUAAAUAGAUUCUCAGUGAAUUCUGGUAUUCAGACUCUAUUCCACUAGUGAAAUAACCAUUUUCUAAACUUCUUAAACCUGAUUCCCUUUGCCUUUUUAUUUAUUGAAUUUCCUUGGUUUGGAGGUGGCAGUCCCAAACACUAGAGUCCAUACUUUUUCAUCACACAGCUCAGAGAAGGUGCAUGCCAAGGAGGUUCUCACCUCCCUAAAGAAGGGACUUGAAUUGGAGGGACUUUAAUUCACCCCUUCCUUCAUCACAACUCUUUCCACCCCCCUACCCCCCCUUCCUUUUUGCACAUGCCAAGAUGAUGGCUGCAGUUUUGCAGCCUUCUACUCCCUUGAAAAUCCCUUCUACAGUGCUGUUCACAUGAGAGCCCAGUAGCCUCCGAUUUGGAGGUAGGACUGACUUGAUUCCGUAAAAUGCCGCCUAGUCUACCUAUUUCUCGGAAGCAGUCUGGUAAAACUCCUGUUAGUGCACUCACUAAUCCUCUACAAGGACAAAAUCACUUGUAUUUACUUACAAAACUCCAAUUUGUUUUUUUUUUUCCCUGAAACUCCUAUUUCAUAAAUACAAAAUAACUAUCUGAAUUAUCACUUUAAUAUGAACAACCUAUCUUCUUUGAAUUGUGUAUAUAAAAAUAAUAGCAACUCUUGUUUUUGUACAAAGAAAAUGUUCCAUUGAUGGCAAAGGUUUUCAGUCAUUUCUUCAAAAUAGUGCAAUCCAGAUGGUCAGCUUAUUUUGAUAUUGAAGUGUAAAGAUUACAUCUCUGCAUUAAUUUUUAAAUUAUGCUAACACAAUACUGAGUCAGUUGGGCAUGUUUUGUUCUGUAAUUUUUUUUAAAAAACUUGGCUGGGAUUUGAGGGAAAAGAGGCUAAUUUGGAAUUUCCAAAAGUACCCCUUUUAUAUUUUAAACUCAGCAAUGACUGUCUCUAUUUCCAUUGUUGAAAUUUAUUAGCCUGAAGUGAACACACCUCCAGCUUGAAACCAGGUAGAAGUAAAUUUUAAACUCUUUGACAGCGAUUUUUCUACUUGUAGCCAUAAGAAGGAACCAGGUUCCUAUAUAAAAGACCGGGAGCAUAAUAAACAGUUCAAUUUAUAUGGGCUAAAUAUUUCCCAAACAUAGGAUUUGCUGAUUCCAUCUCUUCACCUCUCUUCUUCCCAAUGUUCUCCAUUCUCCUCUCUCUCUCCUCUCUCCCCCCCCCCCCCAACAUGUCAACUGAAAGUCAAAUUUAUAAUAAAUAGCCAUUAGGAAAGGUCAGGAGACCCACUUCAGAAAUUCAGACUUUUAUGCAGGAUGAUGGAUCUGCUUGACAUGAUAUCCAUUGCAGGCAAUGGACACAUUCAAACCAGCAGCAGCAAGAAGCAUGCUAAAGUUAACCUAUUUGGCUUACUUUUAAAUAAAAUAUUUCUUACCUGUUGAAUCAGUUUUCUCAAUAGUGAUUAACAUUCUACCCCUAGGGUGGUAAUGACUAAUUUAUUAUACUGACUUAUCUACAAAACUGUCACAGAUGGGUAAGAGCAGUUUUUUAAAUGUACAAGCUAAAUAUUAGUUUGUACCAAUGGAUCAUCAACAACUUGAAUCCUUGUUCAUUACAGUGCUCAUAUCUGUGUUCUGUGCAGUUGUCCAUUAGGAAGCAGGGUGGAAGUUCAGUAUUUGGGGAUUUGAAGCGAUAGUUACAUAAUGUCUGCUUCCAGCCAGUCAGAAACAUCUAGCCAUACUUUUCUUAUGCAAGCCAUUCAGUUAUCAGGACUGUGAAUUAACACUGUAUGAAUAAAUUUCUGUACACCUUAUUGUUUGGCCAGAUGGCCACCAAGUGUACUUAUGUGUAAUCCUUAAAUUUUAAAGUAGCUGUAAUUUUUAAAUCUUUCUAAACUUUUCUGAAACCACUAAAAUUAAGCUCUUACUACUUAGUCAAAUAUCCUCAGCUGUAUUCGUACUCAAUUGUCAGUAUGGCACAGAUUACUGUAUUAAAAUAUUCUCCUUUCGUCUUCAUAUUUACCUUCUGAGGUAAUUUUUUAACUUAAUGUGUUACUACAAAGAUUUGCAGAUCUUUAAUCAAGCACUAUGUUAAUACUGUAAUAUCAAAAUACUAUGUCGCAUUAUUUAAAAUGUUCAAAUUGAAUAGAUUAAAAGGAAGUUUUUAAAUGCUGUUGCAUCAUAUAAUUUGCUACACAACCACCUAUGGCAUCGCAUAUCAGUCUAAUACAUUUAAUGUUACACAGAAGUUAAUGCUUUGGUCUGGGUUUCCUCUAAAGAAUUUAGUUUGUCUAAAUUAAGUAAAAAUGUUCUUGACUUUUGUUUGCCAAGACAAAAUAUAUCAGCUGGAUUUGCUUUUUGGUUUUUUUGUGGGCCCAGAACUCUGGUUCAGAUUUUUAUUUGUGUGUUUUCUCUUUCAGUGGAGUAUUAACUAACAAAACUGGAUUUGGGACCUAAGAUACUCCUCAUGUUGACUUUUUCAUGAAGUUUUAAAAUAGCUUUAGAUUUCAAGGUAAACUGGAUUUGCGGACCUUAAAGUUAUGGGUUUAAAUUGCAGAUUGUGACAUCAUUACUGGACAUGUCAGCAGCAUCAUAAACCCUCUCUCAACAGCCGGGUCACUUUAAUAAGGGGAGUUUUUAAGUUCUUAUUUAGCAAUGACAUUUAAUAUGGUCCAAUUGUGUUUUUUUAACAUGAUAAAAGAGAAUAAGGAACAAACACUAUUGCUGCCGAAUGCCAUAAACACUGAGUUGUACAAAUUGUGAUUGAGGAAAUGAAAAAAGGUUUAUACUUUUUAAAAAAAAAAAAGAAAAAGAAAAAGAAAAAAACUUCAAAUGGAAUAAAUUAUUCAUGAAGCCUUCA
Molecule: messenger RNA, 11406 nt
Organism: Dromiciops gliroides (monito del monte)
Lineage: Eukaryota; Metazoa; Chordata; Mammalia; Microbiotheria; Microbiotheriidae
Gene: MED13
Product: mediator complex subunit 13
Exons: 31
Coding region: 718-7299 (2193 amino acids)
Biological process (GO): regulation of transcription by RNA polymerase II
Cellular component (GO): mediator complex
Molecular function (GO): transcription coregulator activity
Source: RefSeq, a predicted model, not a curated record